Messenger RNA from Coturnix japonica (Japanese quail), 1977 nucleotides. RefSeq names its product SRY-box transcription factor 8 (gene SOX8). Gene Ontology annotation, cellular component: nucleus. Gene Ontology annotation, molecular function: RNA polymerase II cis-regulatory region sequence-specific DNA binding; DNA-binding transcription factor activity, RNA polymerase II-specific. Gene Ontology annotation, biological process: negative regulation of transcription by RNA polymerase II; morphogenesis of an epithelium; peripheral nervous system development. Lineage: Eukaryota; Metazoa; Chordata; Aves; Galliformes; Phasianidae. The record is from RefSeq and is a predicted model, not a curated record.
GGGCCGCGUUUCGCACUGGAUGUGGAGCGCGGCGGCGGAUAUUGGGAGCGGUGCGGGGCGCCGGGAUCGCUGAGAGAGUUUGAUCGCAUUUGUGUGUUUUUUCUUUUUUUUUGGGGGGCUGGUUUUGCGACUUUUUUGCCUUUUCUUGAAAUCCUGCUCGAUAUAUAUAUUUUUUGAUUUUGUUUUUCUUUUUUUCCUCGCCUUUUGGGAGCCUGCAGAGGGCUGCACGGCACUGCCCGCUCCGCUCGGGGCGGCUCAGCCCCGCUCCCCCUUCUCGCCUCUCCCUUCCCCCCCCUUAUUCCUUUUCCCCAUCCCUCCCCGCCCGCGGCCGCCAAAUGCUCAACAUGACCGAAGAACACGACAAAGCUCUGGAUGCUCCGUGCAGCCCCGCGGGCACCACCAGCUCCAUGUCCCACGUGGACUCGGAUUCCGACUCCCCGCUGUCCCCCGCCGGUUCCGAGGGUUUGGGCUGCGCCCCCGCACCCGCCCCGCGUCCCCCCGGUGCCGCCCCGCUGGGCGCUAAGGUGGAUGCUGCCGAGGUGGACGAGCGAUUCCCCGCUUGCAUCCGCGACGCCGUCUCGCAGGUGCUGAAGGGCUACGACUGGAGCCUGGUGCCCAUGCCCGUGCGAGGCAACGGGUCGCUCAAAGCGAAGCCUCACGUUAAGCGACCCAUGAACGCCUUCAUGGUGUGGGCGAAGGACGAGCGCAAGCGGCUGGCGCAGCAGAACCCGGACCUGCACAACGCCGAGCUCAGCAAGAUGCUGGGCAAACUCUGGCGUUUGCUAAGCGAAAAUGAGAAGCGGCCCUUUGUGGAAGAAGCUGAACGGCUUCGAGUCCAGCACAAAAAGGAUCACCCGGAUUAUAAAUACCAGCCCCGAAGGAGGAAAAGUGUGAAAGCUGGGCAGAGCGACUCCGACUCCGGGGCUGAGCUCAGCCAUCACGCCAGCACCCAGAUCUACAAGGCUGACAGCGGGCUGGGGGGCAUGGCUGAUGGCCACCACCAUGGUGAGCAUGCAGGCCAGCCCCACGGGCCGCCCACGCCACCCACGACCCCCAAAACCGACCUGCACCAUGGCAGCAAGCAGGAGCUGAAGCACGAGGGCCGCCGCCUCGUGGAGAGCGGCCGCCAGAACAUUGACUUCAGCAACGUGGACAUUUCAGAGCUGAGCAGCGAGGUCAUCAACAACAUGGAGACCUUCGAUGUGCAUGAGUUUGACCAGUACCUGCCGCUCAAUGGCCAUACUGCCAUGCCCGCCGACCAUGGCCCCAGUGCUGGCACCUACAGCACGUCCUACUCCCACUCAGCAGCAGGCGCCGGCGGGGCUGGCCAGGUGUGGACUCACAAGAGCCCGGCCUCGGCAUCACCAUCAUCGGCUGAUUCAGGCCAGCAACGGCCGCACAUCAAAACAGAGCAGCUGAGUCCCAGCCACUACAGCGACCAGUCCCACGGCUCCCCUGCACACUCCGACUACGGCUCCUACAGCACCCAGGCCUGUGCCACCACUGCCUCCACCGCCACAGCUGCUGCCUCCUUCUCCAGCUCCCAGUGUGACUACACGGACCUGCAGAGCUCCAACUACUACAACCCCUACCCCGGUUACCCCUCCAGCAUCUACCAGUAUCCCUACUUCCACUCCUCACGGCGUCCCUACGCAACACCCAUCCUCAACGGCUUAUCCAUCCCACCGGCCCACAGCCCCACCGCUAACUGGGACCAGCCAGUCUACACAACCCUGACAAGGCCUUAAAAAGGAUGCGUGGAGCCCCUCAAGGGCUUCCCCGACAUAUGCACUAAUGAAGGAAUGAAGAGGAAGAACGUGGAGUGCCGCGAUCGUUUCCCAAGUGCCUCCUGAGCCGCUGGGAACUCUGCUCGUUGCGACUGGGUGUCCCCUUGCUUUGAAACUCUCCAUAAGAACAGAGCUCUAUUUUUCAUUAAUUAAUAAAUUUAGAAAGAAAAAAAAAAAAAAAAAGAAGAGU